GAGAGCAAGGCUCACGUCCGGAGGCCACACAUCGCUAUUUCAUAUGCAUUUGCACCCGCCGCACACUAUCGCACCACAGAUUCGCACUGCGGCGGCCAUCUCGACAUCGAUUCCCCAUCGGACGGCCUCCCGAUCCAGCCUCGACGCUGCAGUACCGGCGAUAUCAGGCUAACCCAGCACGCACACGACCGCGCCGCACGCGCCCAACACCGACCCAAUGGCGGCGAGGAAACUCCAACAGGAGAUCGACAAAGAGUUCAAGAAGGUCGCGGAAGGAGUUGAGACUUUCCAGGGCAUCUACGAGAAGCUCACUCAGUCGACAAAUCCUUCGCAGAAGGAAAAGCUCGAAGACUCGUUAAAGAAGGAAAUCAAGAAGCUGCAGCGAUCGCGAGACAAGAUCAAGGGUUGGGCAAGUCAAAAUGACAUCAAGGACAAGAAACCGCUGCUGGACCACAGAAAGCUCAUUGAGACGCAAAUGGAGAAGUUCAAGGCCGUGGAGAAGGAGAUGAAGACGAAGGCGUUCAGCAAAGAGGGUCUAUCUGCCGCUGCGAAGCUGGAUCCGAAGGAGAAAGAGAAGAUGGAAGUCUGCCAAUUUUUAUCAGAUAUGGUAGAUGAACUGGGGCGGCAAAUAGAAGCACAUGAGGCAGAGGCGGAAUCGUUACAAGCAACUGUCAAGAAGUCAAAGAAGGAUUCAGGGAAAGCCGACCGAGUAGCGGAACUGGAGCGGACUGUGGAGCGACACAAGUGGCAUACGGGCAAGCUGGAAGUUCUACUACGGUCGCUAGAAAAUGGGAGCGUAGACGUUGACCAGGUGAAGGAGAUUGAAGAUGGCAUCAAGUACUACGUGGAGCAGAACCAGGAAGUGGACUUCAUGGAGGACGACAGCAUAUAUGAUGACCUGAAUCUGGAGGAAGACGAGGAGAUGUACGGUCUCAACAACAACGAUGACAAGGUGUCAAGUCAGGAUACCCAGAGCAUACAAGACGAACCCCCGGACACAGAUUCUGUACCGAUCAAACCCUCGAAAUCCAAAUCCAUGUCAGAUGCGUCAGGAAACGCGAGGCGACCGAGUGUGCAACUCAAGACACCUCUACCGGCCCUUUCAUCUCUACAUGCGGGAACGAGUAAUGUCAAUGGCAAGCCUGUGGAAAUCAUGAAGCCUGCACCUCUACCGACAAUACCUACAGGCCAGACACUGAAAUAUGCUUCCGCAGCGGCAGCUGCCGCUGCGAGCGAUAAGAAUGGAGUUGGUAUCGCACCUUUACCACCGCCACCUGGAGCUUCGAAGAGCACGAGCGAAACGGCAUCACCAGCAGCAUCGACAGCACAGCCCUCGAUACCAGUCAGGCCAUCGGCACAUGUCAUUUCUGCACAUCCUGUGUUACCACCUGCAGCAAACAAAGUACCUCAGCCCCCUAGUCCGGACUCUGGUAUAGCAGGCAUUGCCUUAUCGAAUGGCGCAUCUGCAGAAGAAGAUGAGGAGGAAGAGUGCAUAUACCACUUGCCGUCAUCGCUGACAGACUUACUCGACUCGUUCGAGGAAAUCAAGCAGCGAGGUAACUCGGAUCAGCCUUUUGACUUGAGCAUGAUCAACACAUCACGACUCACUUGUCCAGCGCCUGCGGAUGCUGAGAAGCCCAAUCACUACAAGCCCAGCCAGCCGUACAGUGUGAAUCAGCCAACAUACCCGCAAGAGCCCUUGGGUAUUUUCGAUGACCCGAGGCUCUACAGUCGGAUAGACACCGACAGUCUCUUCUACGCCUUCUACUACCGACAAGGAACGUAUCAGCAAUAUCUUGCAGCAAAAGCACUCAAGAGCCAGUCGUGGCGGUUUCACAAGCAAUACCAGACUUGGUUUCAGCGGCACGAGGAGCCGAAGAAUAUCACGGAAGAAUUCGAGCAGGGCACGUAUCGUUUCUUCGAUUACGAGUCCACUUGGAUGAACCGUCGCAAGGCUGACUUCAAGUUCGCGUAUAAGUUCCUCGAAGACGAGGUCCUCUAAGAGAAGACAGUCUUUUACGUUUCUUCUGGUCACGGUCAGGUCUUGGUUGGUGUAAUAGUAGCUACCAAGCUUCAUGCUCUGCUCCUUCGAGCAUGGGGAAAUCCAGUCACCCGCUCCGAGAGCCCUCUUCAUGGGCCAUGUGCUGAUGAGUUUCGUUCUCUU
Molecule: messenger RNA, 2164 nt
Organism: Pseudocercospora fijiensis CIRAD86
Lineage: Eukaryota; Fungi; Ascomycota; Dothideomycetes; Mycosphaerellales; Mycosphaerellaceae
Exons: 5
Coding region: 218-2002 (594 amino acids)
Biological process (GO): nuclear-transcribed mRNA poly(A) tail shortening; regulation of DNA-templated transcription
Cellular component (GO): P-body; CCR4-NOT core complex; nucleus
Source: RefSeq, a predicted model, not a curated record